AUGGGUAACGAAUAUGCCGUCUAUCUGGCCAAGCUCGCCGAGCAGGCUGAGCGUUACGAAGAGAUGGUCGAGAACAUGAAGAUCGUCGCUUCCGAGGACCGCGACCUGACUGUCGAGGAGCGCAACCUUCUUUCCGUCGCCUACAAGAACGUUAUCGGUGCGCGCCGUGCCUCUUGGAGAAUAGUCACUUCUAUCGAGCAGAAGGAAGAGUCCAAGGGCAACUCUUCCCAGGUCACUCUCAUCAAGGAGUACCGCCAGAAAAUUGAGGAUGAGCUUGCCAAGAUCUGCGAGGACAUUCUCGACGUCCUUGACAAGCACCUGAUUCCUUCUGCUAAGUCCGGCGAGUCCAAGGUCUUUUACCACAAGAUGAAGGGCGACUACCACCGCUACCUUGCCGAGUUCGCGACUGGCGAUAAGCGCAAGGAUUCGGCCGACAAGUCCCUCGAGGCCUACAAGGCGGCUACCGAAGUUGCCCAGAGCGAGCUUCCUCCUACCCACCCUAUCCGCCUCGGUCUUGCCCUCAACUUCUCCGUCUUUUACUACGAGAUUCUCAACGCCCCCGAUCAGGCUUGCCAUCUUGCCAAGCAGGCCUUUGACGAUGCCAUUGCUGAGCUUGAUACCCUGAGCGAAGAGAGCUACAAGGACUCGACCCUCAUCAUGCAGCUCCUCCGUGACAACCUGACUCUCUGGACUUCCAGUGAGGCCGAGACUGCCCCUGCCGCCGAGGCUGCCGCCCCCAAGGAGGAGCCCGCCGCUGCCGAGGAGCCCAAGGCCGAAGAACCCAAGGCUGCCGAGUAA
This is a messenger RNA of Cordyceps fumosorosea ARSEF 2679, 798 nucleotides long. Its product is annotated as 14-3-3 protein. Gene Ontology annotation, biological process: signal transduction. The record is from RefSeq and is a predicted model, not a curated record. Gene Ontology annotation, cellular component: cytoplasm. Bases 1 to 798 code for a protein of 265 amino acids. The transcript has 5 exons. NCBI's taxonomy places the organism in Eukaryota, Fungi, Ascomycota, Sordariomycetes, Hypocreales, Cordycipitaceae.